Molecule: messenger RNA, 1893 nt
Organism: Chaetomium globosum CBS 148.51
Lineage: Eukaryota; Fungi; Ascomycota; Sordariomycetes; Sordariales; Chaetomiaceae
Exons: 3
Coding region: 1-1893 (630 amino acids)
Cellular component (GO): dynactin complex
Source: RefSeq, a predicted model, not a curated record
AUGACACGACUGCCCCACGCCUCGCCUGCCCUCGUUAGGACAACUUCGCAGCGCGGUCUCGAGGAUGUUCAGGUUGGUGGUUGGGUUGGCAGAGUUGCGAUGGCAGCGCUGACUCCAUACACGUAUAUCCAAUGCCCAUGCUCGGACUUUUCGACGCUCGGCCGGUCAUCAGACCCCAACUUACCAGGGGGCACCGAAGCCGAUGACGAUGACGACCGCACUUUUGACCCCCGUGCCCUGCGCGCAAACUACACCCUCUACCCACUCGAGUACCUACUGUACUGCGAAGACUGCCACCAGAUCAGGUGCCCACGCUGUAUCGCCGAGGAGAUCGUGACCUACUACUGCCCAAACUGCCUGUUUGAGGUGCCGAGCAGCAACCUCAAGAGCGAGGGGAACAGAUGCACCCGGAGCUGCUUCCAAUGUCCAAUAUGCAUCGGCCCACUCGCCGUGACGAGCGUAGAGACGAAGCCCGACCCGAGCCUGCUGGCCGCCCCAGACAACGCCGCCGCGCCGCACACCGGCCCGUACGCCCUGACCUGCUCCUACUGCGCCUGGAGCUCGGCCGAGGUCGGCAUCCAAUUUGAAAAGCCGAAUGGCAUACACGCCCAGCUGGCGAAGCUACGGAACGGGGGCUCGACAAGGUUGACGGCCAAGGAGCGGAAAGAACGGCGUAAGGAUCCGUCAUUCCGCCCCCAGCCGGCAACGGAGGGCCAAGGUGCGCCGAACGAGACGGAGGUUCUAGACCUCGAGACCCAAUUUGCGAACCUGAAGGCGUUUUACCAGGACCAGCUCGCAAACCCCAACUCAGCCGACACUGGGCUCAGCACCCUGGGCGACCUCGGCUUCUCCUCGCCCACCUCGCUUUCGCGCAUCAUGAGCAUCUACACCGGCGGCAGUUUGCAGGAUAAGAAGGCCAAGUCGCGGCUUGGCGCCAUGCGGGAAGCGCUGGAUGCCAACGAGGGCCUCCAGUUAGCCAAGCUCGACGAGUCGGCCGCCAUCGAAGCGUUGCGAUCCGAAGGCCACGGCAGCACCGCGUCGGCCGCCCAGCUCGCCGACCAGCCCCCGAACCUCGGCGAAGAGCACCUCCACGGCCGCGGCCGCUUCACCUCGGAGCUCCGCCCGAUCCCCUACCUCCUACGCACCAAGCGCUCCAAACGCUGCCCCGUCUGCCGGCACAUUAUCAGCAAACCCGAGGCCAAGGUCCAGACCACGCGCUUCCGCAUCCGCCUGGUCGCGGGCAGCUACAUCCCCAGCAUCGCCAUCCGGCCCCUCUCCCUCUCAAGCGGCACCGGCACCGGCACCUCCGCCUCCGGAUCCGCCGUCCCGGGCGCGCUGCUCGAGCCGUUGCGCCCGGCGCACUACCUGCUGACUUUCAAGAACCCCAUCUUCGAGACCAUCAAGGUCACCCUGGGCGCCCCGGCCAAGACCCCGGGCCGCCUCGCCAGCAAGGUGACGGUGCUGUGCCCGGAGUUUGAGAUCGACGCCAACACGGACGUGUGGGACGAGGCCCUCAACCAGGGCGGCGGCAGCGAGCGGGACAAGCGACGGCGGCGCGGCGAGGACGGGGCCGCCGCCGCCGCCGGUAGUGGCAGCCAGAGCAACAUCAACCACCAGAACCAGCUGGAGGUGGGCAAGAUCUGGGAGCGCGGCCGGAACUGGGUCAGCAUCGUCGUCGAGGUGGUGCCGGCGUCGCUGCGCCUCGAGGAAGGGGACCCGCCGCUGGCCGAGGACGAGGAUAUCCUCGAGAUCCCCAUGUUUGUGCGCGUCGAGUGGGAGGCCGAGGCCGGUGGGGAUGAGGUCGGAUCUGUCGCUGCUAGGGAUCGGGAGGCGAGGGAGAAGCGCGAGCUGGCUUAUUGGUGUGUUUUGGGGUUGGGGAGGAUCCGGCCGUAG